CCUACUCCACCUCAUUGAUCACCACACCACUGGAACGGGCGGCUGUGCUCGUGCACUGCACUACCUACUUUCGUUGUCGAACAGAGGACAACGCGCGCGCGCUGCUGUUUCCCCACUCACGGCCGGCGCUGGACGAAGGGCAUAUUUGUACGCAUUGAUAGAAUUCGGAAAGUGACCAACAUCAGCAUCGUCCCGCGAAGACCAGAUCCGCAUCCGCUCACUCAAUCGCUGCUCAUCACCGAUCGCUACCACUGGCUGCCCACUCGCGGCACAAAGGCCGUCUGUCCUCUCCACAGAAAACUCGUGUGUAGGCAAGUCGUACGCGUGUGCGACGAGAAAAGAGAAGGAGAAGGGCCGUGGGCGGCUUCAGGUUGCGUUGCACGAGUCGGACCACUCGAUGGGCUCGUUACCGGACGCUGUCGCAGGCGCGUCGCUCCCGACAACGAGUACUGCCCGAGCGCUAUCAGAGGAAGAGAAUACCCCUGUCGAGAUGAGCACAUUGAACGCUGCUAGCAGGAACGACGUUGCUGUUGGGACACCCGGCAGUCUUGGGGGGCUCGAGGACGCAGUACAGACACAGCCUGCCGUAGCAGCGUCAAUGGCAACAGAACCAGCACCAGCAAUUGCAGGAAGCUCACAACCUGUAUCCACCACAUCGGCGUCUGCUCCACCUCCUCAGGAUAAUCUACGCAGAACGGAAACAGAACACCUCGGACCUGCGAUCGAGGGCGAUGCGCCCCUAGUGCCGAGUAGCACUGUGUCUGCUGGACCGGUCCUGAUGAUAUCUCUCAUGCUCAUAACAGGAGCAAGACAUCCAUACAAGAUCGACGAGAAAUACCUUCGAAAUCGAAAAGUCAUUGCGCAGGACUCCUCAGGAGCGUUCAAUCCAAGAGAGUUGAGUGGGUAUCAGCUCAAAGAGCUAAUUUGGACGGAUUGGCGGCAGGAGUGGGAACCACGUCCGAGUAGUCCUGGGAGGAUCCGGUUGAUCGUGAUGGGCAGGAUGAUUGAGGACAAGGGGUUGUUGAAAGAUCUUCCGUUCAACAUGACGGCAACAAAUGUUGUUCACAUGACCGUCAAACCCGCCGAUAUUAUUGACGACGACGAAGCUGCGAACGCUAAGAGUACUGGUAAAGUCGCAAGACAGCGCGAAUCAGAAGAGCAAGGUGCUGGGUGCAGAUGCGUGAUAUUAUGAGGACUGGUCGCAGAGACUCUUCUGGCUGAUACACCUUCUUCGGAGGCAUCGAUAUGGACUGUACGUGCACUCAUUACUGGGAGCAUGCAAUACAGCAUUGUUGUGGGGGGUUGGGAAUUUUUUUUGAUGGCGCAUAUGUACGGGCAAGCAUAAGGGCAGGAGUGAUGGGUACCCAGAGGCGAAAUGUGCGAGCAUAGGGUGUCCGCCAAGUUUUAUUUAUGGGUUGGGCUGUAGCAUAGAUGGUGGCAUGAGUGACGUGCCUUACGCAGCGG
Molecule: messenger RNA, 1464 nt
Organism: Sphaerulina musiva SO2202
Lineage: Eukaryota; Fungi; Ascomycota; Dothideomycetes; Mycosphaerellales; Mycosphaerellaceae
Exons: 2
Coding region: 398-1192 (264 amino acids)
Source: RefSeq, a predicted model, not a curated record